AUAUAACAUGUCUUGCUUUGGCCUAUACGUAAAUUAGAAUCACUUACGAGAGAAAACCUUCAUUACUCCCAAGAAUUUCCAUAGAAUGGCCAAGAAAAUCUUGAUGUCCGUAAAUAUGAGGUGCCAAAAAUGUCGCUCAGCAGCUCUCAAGAUCGGAGGCCAAACCACUGGAGUGACUUUUGUGGGAUUAGAAGGAGAAGAAAAAGAUCAAGUUGUGGUGAUCGGUGAAGGAGUCGACGCAGCCGGUUUGGUCCUCCGGCUUCGCAAGAAAGUGGGUUUUGCUGACCUUAUUAGUGUCACUGAUGUUGACACUUCUUAAUUCUUAGUAUAAUACCGAAAUCAUAUUUCUUUAUUUUGUUGCAUUCUUUUUCAGUAAGCAUACCACCUUUUCUUUAAUCGCUGUUAUUCCCAUAGUUAUAAUAUAUUGUUAAAAAUAUAUUUUAUUUAUGAUUUUUCCUUAUUUAUUCUUUUGUAAUAUGCUAUUUCUUUUUGCAACAUGUUAUCCUUUUAAAUGUCGAUGUCUAACACA
This is a messenger RNA of Raphanus sativus (radish), 529 nucleotides long. Its product is annotated as heavy metal-associated isoprenylated plant protein 47. The transcript has 3 exons. The record is from RefSeq and is a predicted model, not a curated record. The coding region runs from base 86 to 319 and encodes 77 amino acids. NCBI's taxonomy places the organism in Eukaryota, Viridiplantae, Streptophyta, Magnoliopsida, Brassicales, Brassicaceae.